Messenger RNA from Brienomyrus brachyistius, 9356 nucleotides. RefSeq names its product histone-lysine N-methyltransferase SETD1B-A-like. The transcript has 19 exons. NCBI's taxonomy places the organism in Eukaryota, Metazoa, Chordata, Actinopteri, Osteoglossiformes, Mormyridae. Gene Ontology annotation, cellular component: Set1C/COMPASS complex. Gene Ontology annotation, molecular function: protein binding; RNA binding; histone H3K4 methyltransferase activity. The coding region runs from base 477 to 6218 and encodes 1913 amino acids. The record is from RefSeq and is a predicted model, not a curated record.
CACUACACAUACAAGCAGAGUCAGUCUUUGUCACAAUUAUUACACCCAUGGUCAAAAUAAAAUAGACAGAGUGGCAGAAAAGCUACUUGAACUCGGAAAGUAAAGCGUAUUCUUCGAGAGAAUCGCCUGCACCCUGCAAUGGCGCAGUUUCACUUCCAAGUCGGGUGAAGAAGCCAUUUUGAGAUUGCGAACAACAGAGAAGCCAUUAAUGCUGCUUAUUUUAAAAAGUCGCUUUGGAGGAAAGGGAACAGUGUUCUCAAACUCUAAUUUACCCCCUUACACUAUUUCUAUGGUCUUUAUAAGACAUCGUCUUCUACAAGGAUUACUUUUGCCUAAUAUUUACUGGAUCAUCAUCAAAUCUAAAAACCAACCUUUAUGUUAAUGGACUCGAAGAUGGGACUGAAACGGUUCCCUUUUCUCUCAUGUAAAGGCCUGGUACAUAUGAUUCGCCACAAUGUUCAGGUUUGGCGAACGGAAUGGAAAACAGCCAUCCAGUUUGCAGUUCAGGGGAGAAACGGAGUCAUCACUGGAGAAGUUAUAAGCUGCUUAUUGACCCGGCUUUGAAGAAGGGAUCGCAUAAACUAUAUCGCUACGAUGGACAGAAUUUCAGCAUGCCCAACCCGGGCAUGCCCCCAGUGGAUGCUGUACGGGACCCAAGAAUCGGUCGUCUCUGGACCAAAUACAAGGAGACUGAUCUCCCGGUUCCGAAGUUCAAGAUCGAUGAAUGUUAUGUCGGACCGGUCCCUCCGAAAGAGGUGACAUUUGCCGGGCUGAACGACAACAUCAGAGAAGGAUUUUUAACAGACAUGUGCAAGAAAUUUGGAGAUAUCGAAGAGGUGGAAAUUUUGUAUAAUCCGAAGAACAAAAAGCAUUUAGGAAUCGCGAAAGUUUUGUUCGGUACCGUUAAGGCGGCCAAGGACACCGUUCAGAAUCUGCACAAGACGUCCGUCAUGGGGAACAUCAUCCACGUGGAGAUCGACCCGAAGGGCGAGAAACGCAUGCGGUAUUUCCAGCUGCUCAUCAGUGGCUUCUACACCCCCUGGACACUGCCCCUGGGGAGUGAUGACACCUUGGGCACCUCACCCCAUGGCGUGACGGACCCCCAGAUGCCCCGCGACGCCACCCGGAGGCUCUCAGAGGGCAGCUGUUCCACCCUGGGGGGCACCAGCACCCCUAACAGCACUCUCACUCCUCUCUCGCUGGACACGGCCUACUCCAGCCUGCGCCAAGACACCCCCAGCAGCUUUGGCCACACCCCGCAGUCCCAGGGCACGCCUCUCACCCCACGCCUUUCCGGAACGCCCUUUUCCCAGGACUCCAACUACUCCAGCCGCCAGAGCACCCCAGUGCACCAGUUGGCAGGAGGCUACCGUGGCGGCCGGAGACACGAGACCAAGUUUCAGGACGCCUACAACCGGCGUCCUGAGCGCCGCUAUGUACAUAGCGCGGGGGGCGUGUACCGCACAGCUGAGCCCCCGCCCUUCCCUGGCCCCACAUUCAAGCACCACCUGGCCCCCCCCCCGGCCCCGCCUGAGCCCGCACCCUCAACUCCUCCUGUCAACACUAGCUACAAGUCGGCCUUCUCCCCCUAUCAGGCCCCCCCACCCUCUAUGUAUGCCCCCCCUCACACGGAGCACCCCCGGGAUCCGGAAUAUCGGCGGCUGCUCCCACCUCUCAACAAGACCUUUACCCUGAGCAGUGCCCCUCCCACUCCCACCGCUACCGACUUUGUCCCAGUGAGGGAGAAGCCGGAAACGCCCCCGCUGCCUGAACCCCCACCUGCUGCCGAUUCUCUGCCGGCAGCGCCCCCUGGUAGGACCCCUGAGCAUCGUUCUUCCCCUGGCACCCCCACACUGGAAUCCGAGCGGCACAGCCUGGACUCGCGCAUCGAGAUGCUGCUGAAGGAGAAGAGAACCAAGCUGCCCUUCCUGAGCGAGAGGGACUCGGACACAGAGGUGCGCAUGGAGGGCAGCCCCAUUUCCUCGUCUUCGUCACAGCUCUCCCCCAUCCCUCCCUAUACGUCCGGCCCCCGACCCCCUAGCACCGGCCUGGAGGACAUCAGCCCCACCCCCCUGCCGGACUCGGACGAGGACGAGCCCGGACUCGGCCCGGCCGCUUUACUGUGCAGCCCCUACUCCCGCUCCCCAGGCACUGCCCACCCCCAGGGGGCAGCAGACGGGGCACCGACCAACGAACCCGUCUCCAGAGGUCAGACACCUACUGACAAGAUGGAUGUGGGCGCGCCCUCUUCCGGGGAGGACAUGGAGAUAUCGGACGACGAGAUGCCGGGCACCCCCAUUGCAGCCAGCGACUGUGCCGAAGGCCUGGUGCUCAGUCCCUCUGUGGGCGCCUUGCCCCCACAAGCCAUUCCCAUCCCCCCUCCAGGCUUCCCCCCACUGCCGCCUCCCCAGGCCGGAUUCCCGCCUUUGCCCCCGCACCUUCCGCCCCCCGGGCCCCCGCCGCCACCACCGCUGCCAGGCCCGCCCCCACAUCCCAUGCUGCACCCACUGCACCCCUACGCGCCCGGCCUGGUGCCCGUCAUGCCUGUGGAGCUGGUGGGUUGCUUGCCGCAGUGGGGGGGCAUGCAUAUGUCCUUCCAGAUGCAGACGCAGAUGUUGAGCCGCAUGCUGCAGGGCCAACGUGCCUACCCCUACCCCCCCUACGUGGGUGGGCCAGGGGGCGGGGCCGUGCCCUUCAACGAGCCGUACCGGCCUUUCUCAGUGGCAGGAGGCAUUCCUCCGGCCGGACAGUCCUGGCCCCUGCACGCCUUCCCCCGCUUUAACCCAGCUGUGCCCCCACCUGGGUACCAGCCGCAGAAGGAGGACCCGCACAAGGCCACCGUGGAUGGGGUCCUGUUGGUCAUUGUCAAGGAGCUGAAGGCCAUCAUGAAGAGGGACCUGAACCGCAAGAUGGUAGAGGUGGUUGCCUUUCGAGCCUUUGAUGAGUGGUGGGACCGGAAGGAGCGCUCAGCCAAGGCCUCCCUCACGCCUGUCAAGAGUGGCGAGCCUAAAGAAGAGGAGAAGGAGAAGCCGCGGCCCCGGGAAACUGUUGCGUCCAGCCUGCUGGAGGGCUGGAACAAGGGCGAGGGCCUCGGCUACGAAGGCAUGGGGCUCGGCAUCGGCCUGCGUGGCGCCAUCCGCCUGCCCUCCUUCAAGGUGAAACGGAAAGAGCCCCCAGACCCUGCCUCCACGGCGGACACCAAACGGGCACGACCUUCCACCCCCGCGGACGAGGAGCUGGAAGACGAAGAGUUAGAGAGGGACCAGGAGCUGGGAGACCCCCCUCUGGACGGCCCCAGACAAGCCGGGGAUGUGGCCACGAUAAGGCGCAGACAUGCCAGGCCACUGGAGCUGGACAGCGAGGGGGAGGAGGAAGAGGAGACUUCUGGCAAAGAGGAAGAGGAGGAGUCCUCGCCAUCAGACAAGGAGGAUGAUGGCCCAGAGGCGUCAGAGAAGCUUUCCUCCCCUAAGGAGGAGGGGGAUGAGGAAGACGAUGACAAUGAGCGUGACGAAGAGGACGAUGAUGAGGCUGACGAUGACGAAGAUGAUGGUGACAGGGUCAGCUCUGCCUCCAGUGAGAGGGAGUCCUCCUCCAACGAGGAAGCUGCUGUUGCUUCCUCCUCAAAGACCGACUCUGAUUCUUCGGAGGAAAGCGCGGACUCCUCUGAGUAUGACUCCAGCUCCGAGGAUGAAGAAGAGGAAGUAGACGCAGAAGAUGAGGAGGAGGAAGAGGAGGAUGAACAGCUCCAGGUGUCCUCUGAGGAGGAGGAAGAUGAGGAGGAGGAAGAAAUGGCAGUGGUACCCCCAGCUACUCCAACAGCGCCGGCUGCCCCGGAUGAAGAGCUGGAGAUGGCACUGCUGGCAGUGUCUGCACUGGGUCGGCAGGAGGAGGAAGAGGAGCAGAUGGAGACUGAGGAAGAGCAGCAACAUCGCGUCUUUCUGGAGGGGGAGGAAGCAGCCAGUAUCUUGAGGGCCCGCCUGGACGACCCCAUCGCUCAGCUGCUCCCCCUGGAGGCAGGGCUGGAGCUGCGCCCCCCCUCCCCCAAGGGGCUCCCAGCAGAGGAGCCGGAGCUGGAAGUUGAGGCUGAGCUCCCAGAGGUGAAGAUGGAUGCCAUGGAAGACUUCGGCAGCCUGCAACCCCCCACGCCGACAGGCUCAUUAGCGGACGGUGACCUGGACCCACGCAGCACCAAGGCCAAGCUCUCCUCGCCCCCCCUGGAGGAGGAGGAGCUACCCCGCACUCCAGGCCGUGAGGCGCUCGCCGCUCUCUUGGAGGUCGAGCUGCCCACCGACAAAGUUCUCGCUUUGCCCUGUGUGCCCCUGCCCCCCCCCUCCCCCCCUGUCCCCCCUGAAGCCCCGCCCCUUCCGGCUGCCCCAGAGCUGCUGGCUGAGCUUUUGUCUACAGGGAAGCUCUUACUGGAUGAGGACAUCCCGCGCACGCCUGGGAGGGAUGUGGCGGGCAGGAGAACCGCAUCGAUGGCGAAGUCGCAGAGCGUGGAGACGGUACCAGUGACGCCGGGCGGGGAGGCGCCGCUCUCGGGGGGCAGCCUGAGCCUGCUCUCCCCCCACGUGCUUGGUAGCCCUUUCUCCUACCCCUCACAGUCUCCGAGCCUCAGCUCAGGGCUCCCGCUUACCCCGGGGAGGGACUUCAUCUUCACCCCCACCUUCGCUCCCACCCUGCUCGAUCCAGCAGCUGCCACUUAUGCGCUUCCCAAUCUUCCCAGUCUUCCCAGUCUUCCCACCCCUGACAUCCUGGAGGAGCCACCAUCAGCGAGCUCCCCCCCUGCUGCUCCAUCAGGCCCCCCUCUGGCCCCUGUCCCUGUCGUACCAAAGGAGACAGAGCCCCCCCCGGCAGGCCUCCAGUCCCCGCUGGCCGAGGCCUUCCCGGAUGGGGCCGCUGUCCCCAGCGACCUGCCUGCCAUCCAGCCGGACGCCACGCCACCCAAGCGGAAACCUGGGCGCCCGCGGACAAAGAAGCCAGCAGCGAUGGUGGAAGCCCUGCCUACACAGGAGCUUCCUCGAGCCGAGGAGCCGCCAUUUUUACCCGUUGACCUUCCGGUGAAUGAGGUGCCCGCCGGCAUCACGGCCCAGGUGGCAGAGGCGGCAGUGGCAGCCGGCUGCCCCGCAGAACCUGCCGCAGUGACACUGGAUUUCCGGGAAGCCUGGCCAGAGUCCCCGGGGCCAGAACCAGGCAUGGAGCCAGCAGAACCCAUGCUGCCAGAGGGGGUCGAGCCAGUGAAGAAACCCCAGCGUAGGGUGCGUCGCAGGCAGGAGGAACUCCUGCUGCUGGCCACACCCUCUGCCCCUCCCACUCCACCCCCACCCUGCUUCCACCCACGCACCGAAUUCGAGGAAAUGACCAUCCUGUAUGACAUUUGGAAUGAGGGGAUUGACGAUGAGGACAUCCGCUACCUCCAGGUCACCUAUGAGAAGAUGCUGCAGCAGGACAUCGGCAACGACUGGCUGAAUGACACCCUGUGGGUUCCCCAUCCCCCUACCAGCAUCCCCCUGGUGAAAAGAAAGAAGUGGGAGGAUGGCAUGCGUGAUCACAUGACUGGCUGCGCACGCAGCGAGGGCUACUACAAGAUUGACAAGAAGGACAAAGUGAAGUACCUGAACAGCUCGCGGCCUGUGCCGGACGAACCACCCAUGGAUACGCAGGGCAUGAGCAUCCCAGCCCAGCCACACAUCUCCACUCGGGCGGGUUCCGAGCGUCGUUCUGAGCAGCGGCGCCUCCUGUCCUCCUUCAGUUGUGACAGCGACCUGCUCAAGUUCAACCAGCUCAAGUUCCGCAAGAAGAAAAUCCGCUUCUGCAAGAGUCACAUCCACGACUGGGGGCUCUUUGCGCUGGAGCCCAUAGCUGCAGAUGAGAUGGUGAUUGAGUAUGUGGGCCAGAACAUCAGACAGGUGAUUGCUGACAUGCGGGAGAAGCGAUACGAAGAUGAGGGCAUUGGGAGCAGCUACAUGUUCCGGGUCGACCAUGACACCAUCAUUGAUGCCACAAAGUGCGGCAAUUUCGCUCGCUUCAUCAACCACAGCUGCAAUCCUAAUUGCUAUGCAAAGGUCAUCACAGUUGAGUCGCAGAAGAAGAUUGUGAUCUACUCAAGGCAGCCCAUCAACGUCAACGAGGAGAUCACCUAUGACUACAAGUUCCCCAUUGAGGAUGAGAAAAUCCCCUGCCUCUGUGGGGCCGAAAACUGCCGGGGGACUCUUAAUUAGUGUCUCUCAGGGUGUGGGUCCCUGAGAGUCACCCCGAAGUAUAGCCUAGCAUUAUAGGGAGUCUUCCCCUUCUUCUAACAUCCUAGGGGUAGAGUAUCCCAGAGUCGGUGUAGAAGAUGCCCUAAUCCAGAGCUCAGCACUGUGAGAAUCAGUGUUUGGCACUCGGGUGAGGAGGGCCCUUUGGCACAGUGAGUUGUGGUGUGGUGUUACCGGCAUCUUUGGCUGGACUUGGCAUGGGAGGGCGGGAGCUGGUGUGAGGAGGUGGCUUCCUGGCAUCUUACGAGGGACAGAGGGAGCUGGUGUGAGGAGGUGGCUUCCUGGCAUCUUACGAGGGACAGAGGGAGCUGGUGUGAGGAGGUGGCUUCCUGGCACAUCUUACGAGGGACAGAGGGAGCUGGUGUGAGCAGGUGGCUUCCUGGCACAUCUUACGAGGGACAGAGGGAGCUGGUGUGAGCAGGUGGCUUCCUGGCACAUCUUACGAGGGACAGAGGGAGCUGGUGUGAGCUGGCGGCUUCCCAGCACUUCGCAUGAGGGUCGGAGGGAGUUGCCGUCAGCGGGAGGCUUCCUGGCACGUUGUACAAGGGUCAGAGGGAGCUGGUAUGAACGGGCGGCAUUCUGGCACGUCACACGAGGGUUGGAGGAAGUUGACGUGAACGGGUGGCUUCCCGGCACGUUGUACGAGGGUCGGAGGGAGUUGGCGUGAACAGGCGGCUUUCCGGCACGUCGCAUGAGGGUCGGAGGGAGUUGCCGUCAGCGGGAGGCUUCGCGGCACUUCGCACAAGGGUCGGAGGAAGCUGGUGUGAGCGGUUGGCUUCCCGGCACGGUUUCUAGGCAUCUCCUCGAGGCUGAUAUGGUGUGUGGACUGUGUACUGUUUGCAUCUCCUUUUGGGUUUCUUUCCGUUUCUUACCAAGGUGAGGUGCUCACAAGUCAAGUGUCUGUGGAGACCCUGCCUCCAGCGGCCUGAUCCAUCAGCUCCCCCUUCUCGCCCUUGUCUUCCGCCUUCAGACCCCCCAGGUCAUGACAAGCAUCUCUUCCUUCUGCUGGCAGUGCUGCUGCUCAUUGAUGUACUGGUGUAGCAUGGUGUGUGGCACAGCCCCACCUGUCAUAAUGUGAAGAAGCCACGUGGUCCUGGAGCGCCAGGGCUGCAUGGUCUCUGGUCUGCAGAUCACGGCAUGCAGCCUGUGGCCUUGGGGCUUUGCUGCUGAUGGAGUGGAGGUGGGAGUGACUGCAUUCCCGCACGUUCUCCAUACACUACACACCGUUAUAUUAAGUUAUUUUACGUUUACUGAGUUCUCAUGAAAAAGCCCCCGCAUCUGCAAAAAGAGUUUACACAUCGAGUUCCGUCCUUAUAACACUGUACCAGCCUGAGUGUUUUCCCUCCCGAGGAAAUCCUGGCAUUCUAUAGGAACUGCUGCCAUCUGCUGGUUGCACAGGAGAAAUAACGUGAAACCAGCAGCUGAUUUUUUCCCCCACUGUUCUCUGUUGGGAGCUGCGUCAGGUUCAUGCUGAAGAGCCUGCUCGUGGUCCAUCACAGCUGCUUAGUGAUUGGCUGGUGCCCCCCCCCCCAACCAGAACAUGACCUUGAUGCCAAAGCCUUUCCCUUCAUCAUACAGGAGGACUUUACUUUGAAGCAUGUUUAGUGCCCCCCCUCACAGGUCAUGGACAUCUUGGUGCUACUACUGGGCUGAGCCAGGCUGUAAGGGGGGGCCUUCACAGUGUUUAUGUCUCCCAGACAAUGCCCCCCAUACCCUAACACUGACUGUUUGACACUAUGCCUCGCCAAUUCUGACACCCCACCCCACCUCACCUGGAGAAGGCCCAGGAAGAGUCUCCUGCCUGUGGCUACAAAGGUGCUUCUCGGCCACCAGCAUGAGGCCCCGGCUGUCGCGCCCCCUUCGCCUCCGCCAUCGCGGGAGGCAGCUCGCACAUACACUACAUUUUGUAUUGUUUUUGUUCAUGUCUUAUUGUUCAAUUUUCAUUGUUUCAAAUGCACUAGGGGCUGUGGCCCCUGUUGGCCAAGAGCCCGGGGCCCCUGUCAGGCCUCCAGCUCCCGGGGUUUGAACAGGGUCUGCAGGUCGUCGCGUUUUUAAAGCUGUGCUCUUGUUUAUACUGUACAGGUUCGCUUGUGCAUGAUGGGGGGUGAGGGAUGAGUCUUUUUUUUUUUUUUAACAUUUUUGUUUUUAAAACAAAGUACAUAUUUAAAAUAUUUUUAAAAAAUUGUGAUCUUUUCAGGGAGUAUUAAAACAUGUAAAAUAAAAGUAAAGGACUUAUUUGAAACAUAGGCGUGCCUCAUACAUGUACAUGAAUCCAUAACUUCUCCUGCAAAGUGUGUUUCUUGUGGAAACGUCUUCUCCCCCUCCUUUCUUAGCUCAUUUUAUUUUCUUGAUGUAAAAAAAAAAGUGUAAAUGGUUUGUAAGUGUGCGCAUGCAGGCUCGGGGUUUGCCACAGAGAAGUGGCCAGGGAAGGUCCGGCGGCAGAAACAGCCAGCGUGCGGCAGACGCACACCCAGCUUGUGUCAAGCUGUUCCUUUUUGUAAAUUCUGUGUACAGCUGCUCAUGGUGUAGAAGAGGCGACACAGCGAAUCGGGGGGCUUGUCAGAUUCCUCAAAUGAUCUAUUUAUUACAAUGAGCAAAGAACGUUUUAAAAGAAAACAAGGAAAUGUUCAGAUGUGUUCAUGCAAAGCUAAACUGUAUUUAUUGUUUAUAUGUACACUUACACACAUGCGCACGUUUACACAGACACAGAAACGCACAAAUGAUUCCUUCCAAAAGAAUCAAAUACCAGCUGAAGUGUUUUAAAUGAGUCUUGUUGCAAUCUGUCUACAUCUGCGGCACAUCGGCACCCUUAAAAAAAAAAUCACAUUUCUAAAUGUGCUGCCAUUUAGAAACGCCAAGUUGUCUGAAAGGGGGGGUGUCGAUGUUGGAAAGGUUUGCAAUAAAAAAUGUUACAGACAGGUUAUUUUGUUAUUAAUAUGAUUUAGUUUUGAAAUGUACCUUUUUGUUUUGUGUUUUUUAGUUCUCGGUAUCUGACUCGUCUCGCUCUGCAUAUUGUUAAUUUGUGUGAAUCCAUGAUUAUGUAUCAUUGUGUAUAUAGUAACUUUUAUAAAGCAAUCCAUAAACAUACUGACAUUUUUUUAA